Messenger RNA from Danaus chrysippus (African queen), 2895 nucleotides. NCBI's taxonomy places the organism in Eukaryota, Metazoa, Arthropoda, Insecta, Lepidoptera, Nymphalidae. The record is from the annotation of a GenBank genome assembly.
AUGGAAGUUACUGAAGACAAUCUAUCAACUCUGGCUACAUAUUUACAACAGACACUGAACCCUGAUCCAAAUAUCAGAAGACCCGCUGAGAAGUUUCUGGAAGGUGUAGAGGUUAAUCAGAACUACGCGAUACUACUUCUUCACCUCAUAGACAAAGAGACAGCGGAUCCGACAAUCAGGGUAGCCGCUGCGGUGACAUUCAAGAAUUACAUUAAACGGAAUUGGCCAGUGGACGAAGAUGGUGUUGAUAGAAUACAUGCAUCAGAUCGUGCGACCAUCAAGACUCUCAUUGUGUCACUAAUGCUCAAGUCUCCGGAGGCAAUACAACGGCAAUUCAGUGAUGCCGUGUCUAUAAUCGGAAAGUCAGAUUUCCCAGAAAAAUGGCCAGGACUGAUCAGUGAAAUGGUUGAAAAGUUUGCAACAGGUGAUUUCCACGUCAUCAACGGCGUGUUACGUACAGCCCACUCACUCUUCAAGAGAUAUCGUUAUGAGUUUAAAUCGCAGAAAUUAUGGGAAGAAAUUAAGCAUGUUCUUGAAAAUAUAGCCAAACCUCUAACAGAUUUGUUUGUGGUGACAAUAGACUUGACAAACAAACAUGCAGGUAAUGCUCAAGCUCUCAAAGUCAUCUACGGCUCGCUUGUAUUGAUAUGCAAAGUGUUCUAUUCAUUGAACUAUCAAGAUCUGCCGGAAUUCUUUGAGGAUAACAUGCCAAUAUGGAUGCCCAAUCUACUUAAUCUGUUACAAGUAACAGUGCCAUGUCUAGUUGAUGACGAGGAUGACAAGCCCGGUGUAAUAGAGUGUCUGCGUACUGAAGUUUGCGAGUGUGCGUCGUUGUAUGCCCUCAAGUAUGAAGAGGAGUUUGCACCACACGCACCUGGCUUCGUGACAGCCGUGUGGCAUGUACUGUUACAUACAGGACCCAAGGAGAAAUAUGAUGCUGUGAUGUCCAACGCUCUCACGUUUCUGGCGAAAGUCGCUGAGAAGAAUAGUUACAAGAAUCUGUUCGAAGAUCCGGCCACACUCAGUCAGAUAUGUGAGAAGGUUGUUAUACCGAAUAUGGAGUUCAGAGAAUCAGAUAUCGAGUUGUUUGAAGAUAACCCCGAGGAGUAUGUGAGGCGUGAUAUAGAAGGUUCAGACGUGGAGACCAGGCGCCGCGCAGCAUGCGACUUGGUGCGAGCCCUCGCGACACAUUACGAGGAUAAAAUGAUGGCCAUCUUCGGACAGUACGUAGAGAUGAUGCUGUCAAAGUAUUCCUCAAGCGGAGGUAGCGCUUGGAUCAAUAAAGACACGGCCCUGUUUCUGGUGACUUCGCUCGCGUCCCGGGGCUCCACGCAGGCCUCGGGGGUGACCAGGGCUUCGCCCUUGGUAGAUUUGACGUCCUUUGCCGCUACACAUGUAUUGCCAGAACUUCAGCGACCCGAUGUGAAUGAGCUGCCAGUACUUAAAGCGGACGCCAUCAAAUACAUCAUAACAUUCAGGUCACUACUACCUAAAGACUUGAUCGUGACAGCUCUACCAUUACUGAUCCAACAUAUUCGUGGUGGUGGGGUAGUAUGUACGUACGCGUCGUGUGCGGUAGAGAAGCUGCUAGCGGGAGGCCUAGCCACCAAGACACAGCUGGAGCCCUACGCCGGUAACCUCAUGGGAGCCCUACUGACCGCCAUAGACGGAGGACCCACCGCUCACAACGAAUACGUUAUGAAAGCAUUACUUCGUACCCUGGCAAUUCUUCGCGAAGCUGCGCUGCCCUAUCUUGGUGAAGCGUUGCCAAAACUUGCUUCUAUACUUGCUUUGGUUGCCAAGAAUCCUUCGAAGCCACACUUCAAUCACUACUUAUUCGAGAGCCUCUCUCUGGCUGUGUCUUUAGUAGUCAAAGCAAAUCCGAGCGCCAUCACUGCUUUCGAAGACGCACUUUUCCCGAUAUUCCAGGAUAUUUUACAAAACGAUGUAUUAGAGUUCAUGCCGUACGUAUUUCAAAUGCUAUCCCUGCUAUUGGAAUUGCGUGGAGCGUGUUCUGGCGGGGGAGGUGAGACAUACGCCGCCCUCCUGCCUUGCCUGGUGGCGCCCCCUCUGUGGGAACGACCGGCGAAUGUUCGUCCCUUAGUGAGGUUGCUGUGCGCCUUCGUGGCCGUACGAUCGGACCUCGUGCUCAGCUCGGGGAAGCUGAAUGCCAUGUUGGGUGUAUUCCAAAAGUUAAUAGCCUCCAAGACCAACGAUCACGAAGGUUUCUACCUCAUACAGACGAUGCUCUUCAAGUUUGGCGAGUCAGUAAUGCAGCAGUACACGAAGCAGAUAAUAACUCUCCUGUUCCAACGUCUAUCUUCAUCAAAGACAACAAAGUAUGUCCGAGGUCUGAUAGCCUUCCUCGGCUUCUAUUCAGCACAUUUCGGAGCUGAUCCUCUUAUAGACCUCGUGGAUUCAGUACAGGCUAAUAUGUUCGCCAUGUACGUAGAGAGGGUUUUGGUGCCGGAUGUACAGAAAGUUAGCGGAGCUCUGGAGCGGAAGGCGGCCGCUGUGGGAUGUGUGAAGCUACUGUGUUAUAGUGUGCACUUUAGAGAAGGAAGAUUGGCGGGACUGUGGACGAAUCUGUUACAGGCUCUGAUAGCGUUGUUCGAGCUGCCGCCCGACGAGAGCCAGCUGCCGGACGACCACUUCAUAGAGGUGGACGACACGCCCGGCUACCAGCCCGUGUACGCUCAGCUGGCCUGCGCCAAGACGGGCAGCGACGACCCGCUGGCUGCCAUAGAAGAUCCGAAGCGCUACCUGGCGGAGAGUCUAGCGGCCAUGUCCCGGGACUUCCCCGGCGUUCUGCCCCCUCGCGUCAGUUCCCUGGACGAACCUCACCGCAGCGUGUUACAGAACUACCUUCAAGGCUACGGAGUCGCGAUCUGUUGA